AUGAAUUUCGAUACUGAAUUUUCCCUUUUAUUUGCAGAAUUAAUUCAAAAGAUGCGUGAAAUUGACUGUGAUAUCUACAAGGUUGAUGACACCAGACAACCCAAUGAAGGUAAAAUUCCCAUUCACCAAGUUGAUUCCACACUCAUGAAUAUUUCCUACAAGAUGAGAGAUGAAAACAUUUCCAACUAUCAGAAAAUGACAUUUGUAGCAUCAAUGGCCAAUUCCAAUGUUGAAUUAUUGUUUACUUUCUUUCAGGGAGGAAAACCAGGAUCACAUCCAGGAUACAUGUCAUCGAAUAUGAUGUGGAGUUUAUUUAGAGAUGUUUUGGUGGGGGCAAAGAAGAGUCCUUCGAUUACUGAUGGUGGAAUUAUGUUAUUUGCAAUGGUUAGUUCAAUGUUGAGCUAUUCAACUGAUCGAUUUAUUUAUCAUUUUCCUGAGGUUUUGUUUGAUUUGAUUUUGGCACCUCCUCGUGUGAUAAAAUCAGGAACCACAACUGAGUUUUCUAAAUUUGCACUCAGUGAUGAUAUUGCACGUAUGUAUGAAGUGGAAAAUGCAAUUGGUUUGGGAAAUUCCAUUGCACAGAAUAUCAUUUCCUGGUAUCAAAUUGCUUUGGAAAAUAAGAAGGAGAAGGCAACAAUAUUCUCAUGUGAUGUGGAAACUUUUGAAAUGAUUUUGAAAUUGACAAGAGAUCGUAUUUUCAUCUUUGUUGUGGAAAAUUUAAAGAGAUGUAAGAAUGAUAGAAUGAUGUCUGGAGUCUUUUUGGACUCGUUCAAUGAUUUGAUGGGUACAAUGAGAUUGAAUGAGAGAGAGGAUUUCCUGUUGGGUAUUAAUGUUGAGAGAAGCUUUGAGGAGUCCAAAGGUUCGAGUUUCUCUGAGGAAGUUGAGGGAAGAAUGUCCUUUUUGAAACACGUUUUCAUGAGUGAUCAGAAUACAAGAGAAGAACAUGUUAAUUUUAUUAUUGAAACAUUUUCUAAUCAUCCAUCGAAGAAGAUUAGAGAUACCAUUACAACGGUAUUGGGUCAACAUUUGGUUAGAAAGAUUAAGAAACGUAUUCAGGAGAAGAAAUUGAGUGAAUUGAAAGCAAGCUCACUCUCUCAUCAAACAGAAUCCAAUCAAGAGGAAUAUUUGCUCUUAAUUUGUGAAUUUGGUGGCAGGAAGAGAAAAUUCAUCCUCGACAAUGUUCACUCCGUUGUAGAUGUGCAGGAAUAUUUAACAAAGGCCUACACUGAGAGAAAGAGAAACUCUGAGGCCAUUUCUACAAAGGAAGACCAAGAAAAAAUUGUUUCCAAUUCAUUGCAAUUGUUCUUGCCAGCCAACCAGCUUAAAGUUGAAGAAGGAGCAACCCCUGUAGGAGAUUGGGUUGACUUGGACGAUUUUAACGUGUUGCAACUUUCAUACAGAGAUAUCAACACAAAGAAAGUCCUCUCUGAAAAGAUCAAUCAAUUGAAAUUUGUUAAGAAAGUCACCACUAAGGAGAGUACCACCAAGAACAGCUCACUGGAAGGAGGUUCCUUUGUUUCCAACUCUUUCGUUCCAUCAACAUUCGAAGAGGAUGAAAGUGCUCUUGCCACUAAGGGAAGUGCUGGUUUCACACAAGCUCAACAAUUCUCAGGAGAAAAGACCAAUUCAUUAUUGCCAUCAUCCUCUGGAGCAUCAAGUCUCAACUCUGGUAAGAUAUCUGCAUUAGAUAGUGCCUAUUCAGCCGAAGUUAAACCACAAGGAACUAGUGAGAUGAGUGGAGUAGAAAUGAGUGGCAUUGAAAUUAGCAGUAUUGAUGGAAUUUCAGUUUUGGAAGAUUCACAACCUCCUCAAUUCUCAACCAUUGAGGGAAUGUCCUAUGUGGAAGGAGGUGCCAAUUACUUCUCUUCGGAUGAUGAACAAGAUUAA
Molecule: messenger RNA, 1887 nt
Organism: Naegleria gruberi
Lineage: Eukaryota; Heterolobosea; Eutetramitea; Acrasida; Naegleriidae
Exons: 1
Coding region: 1-1887 (628 amino acids)
Source: RefSeq, a predicted model, not a curated record